AUGUGCAGAUUUCUGAUUUUCAAAGGCAAAGAACCUAUACGUUUGUCACAUCUUUUGACGCGUCCUGCUCACUCCAUCAUCAACCAAUCAUUCGAUAGUCGGCUGCGUCUAGAUAGAAGAAGACCUAUUAACGGUGAUGGGUUUGGUGUGGCGUACUAUCCUCUAGAUCAUGAGUUAGAAGAAGAUGGGCCUUGUCUCUUUAAGGCCAUUACGCCAGCGUGGAACAAUCAAAAUUUGGAGACAUUGGCGGAGAAAACAAAGUCGGGUCUUAUAUUUGCUCACGUAAGAGCUUCAACGUAUGGUGUGUUAUCGGAGACAAACUGCCAUCCGUUCAACUAUCACAGCAUAACAUUCAUGCACAAUGGUGGGAUCUCCAACUUCCGUAAGAUUAAAAGACGGUUUUUGGCUCACUUGGAUGAUGAAUAUUUCAACAUUAUUCAAGGUAGCACUGAUUCUGAGUGCGCAUUUGCAUUGUUUUUGGAUACCCUUGACAAGAUGGGAUACGACACAACAAAGAAAGACGGCAACUUUGGCCAUGCUGUUUUGAGGCGGUGUCUGUUGAAGACCAUUGACUACAUUAAGGAGUGGACUAACGAGGCUAACAAGGACGACCCCAAGGCGGAGCCUUCCUUGCUAAACUUUGCCGUCACGGACGGUUCGAGCGUGGUGGUUUCAAGGUACGUGACGUCUAAAACUGACGAGGCGGCGUCUUUGCAUUUCAGCUGUGGGUCUAGUUUUGUCGAGUACGCGCCCGGGGAGUACAGAAUGGAAAGACUUGAUAGAAACCAAGAUGUGAUAAUGGUUGCGUCGGAACCCUUGACCUUUGAGAGAGGAGACUGGACGACUGUCCCCACCAACAGCAUAUUAACCAUCAAGAACCAAACCGUGCUUUUGCACCCCACCCAGGACGAGUACUCGCAAGAAGAUCCGCUAUACACCCGUAAUUCCUCCUUGGCCGAAAGCAAAGGUCUCAUGGGCUCUGUGCCCGUGUCAAAGCCACUGGAAAAGAAUGUUCCCCCACUGGAGAGAGAGGGCCGUUCCAGACCACAGACUUCAGUCAUGGUCAACUAG
Molecule: messenger RNA, 1071 nt
Organism: Lachancea fermentati
Lineage: Eukaryota; Fungi; Ascomycota; Saccharomycetes; Saccharomycetales; Saccharomycetaceae
Source: the annotation of a GenBank genome assembly